Messenger RNA from Nasonia vitripennis (jewel wasp), 4190 nucleotides. RefSeq names its product ras-related protein Rab-35 (gene Rab35). Gene Ontology annotation, molecular function: GTPase activity; GTP binding. The transcript is spliced from 3 exons. The record is from RefSeq and is a predicted model, not a curated record. Lineage: Eukaryota; Metazoa; Arthropoda; Insecta; Hymenoptera; Pteromalidae. Bases 1289 to 1897 code for a protein of 202 amino acids. Gene Ontology annotation, cellular component: plasma membrane; endosome membrane. Gene Ontology annotation, biological process: endocytic recycling.
CUUUUCUGCGUUAUCUCGUAUAAUUCAAACUCAAUAAAACGUAUCAAAUCUUUUACAAUAAAUUCACGUAGACCAUUAUUUCAAAAGAAAAGCUCAGUUUUUAAGGAAAAUCAUUUUAUUAGUUCAUAAAGUCAACAGUUCGCGCGCACGCGCCAACUGAAAAUCAAAUCCGACAGUUAUUGGUAGCACUGCCAUAAAAUCCCCAGACAGUAUACCGAUGGAAUCCAAUAAAAAAAAAAGAACAAAAAUAUAGGUAUAUCCGCCUGCUCAUCGCGCAUGCACUUUCGAGGCUGAAAAGCCCGUAUAAUAUACCCGGGGGCGGUGGUAGGGGAGUAUAAAAAAAUAUGGCGAUAUAGUGACAAGCAGCCGCAGCUCUCGAGAGACUAUGAUGCGAUGGGCGUCGUGGUGGUGGUGAAGGUCUGAGAAAGCAGAGUCGGGAGCCGCGCGAGCAAGCGAGACAGUACAUUCACACAUUCAUACUGCAGUGCAGGAGCGAGAGGAAGUAACAUAUAUACGAGGCUCUCAUAUAGUGUUUUGAUAAAGGCCCACGAGCAGCAACAGUGCAGAGUGUGCUGCUGGCUACGCUACUCCUACUAUACACAGACAUACAUACAUAGGUACGCAGCAGCAAUCUAACGACCGAGUCGUUAUCGCCGCUGCGCGCGUCGUCGGAGAAUCCCGAGUAUAUAUAGGAUACGUACUCGCCCCUAGUGUUUAUCGUCAGCUCUUGCGACCGGUCGAGCGUACACGCCAGCAGUUUUAUAAGCUCUACGUGCGCUUUUACGUACACCCGCGAGUAUCCUGCGCGCAGCACAAGGUGUUGAGGCUGUGCGCGUUUGUGUGAGUGGACGGAUAUAUCGCACAGGGAGUAGCGCGAAUCUCCAGUUUCCGUGUGCGUAAUUCUCUCUCUCUCUCUCUCUCUCUCUCUCUUUCCCUCUCGCGCGAGCAACUCGUUCGUGUUUCCCUCCUCCUCGCAGUCUUCCCUGCAUCCGUCAUCCAUCGUCGCAACAGCAGCAGCAGCAUACAGCACACAGAGAGUCAGUGCAAAGGAGCUAUAGGAGCAGCCGUGCCGUGUGUUUUCUUUCUUCUCGGCCUUUCUCUGCGUGUGCGAUUGCAGUAUUCACAGUGCGCGAACUGCAUUGGUGAAUCUGACACGCGCAAGAUCCAGAGGAAGAAGAGAGAUUACAAGGCGAGGGAGGCGUUUUCCCGAGGUCGUCGUCGUCUACAUACAUAUCACGUCUCCGCGUAGGCACGCAGACAUCACGGGCUGCCCGCAGACACGUCAGAAAUGGCCCGAGACUACGAUCACUUGUUCAAGCUGCUCAUCAUCGGCGACAGCGGUGUUGGAAAAAGUUCAUUGCUUCUGCGAUUUGCGGACAAUACAUUUAAUGGAAACUAUAUAACGACAAUAGGUGUGGAUUUCAAAAUCCGCACAGUGGAUGUAGAUGGAGAAAGAGUGAAGCUACAAAUCUGGGACACUGCAGGACAGGAGCGAUUUCGGACAAUAACUUCCACUUAUUACAGAGGGACACAUGGAGUUAUAGUAGUAUAUGAUGUCACAAGUGGAGACUCUUUUGCAAAUGUCAAAAGAUGGUUGCAUGAGAUUGAACACAAUUGUGAUGUUGUAGUCAACAGGAUUCUAGUUGGAAAUAAAAAUGAUGCACCAAAUCAAAAAGUUGUGCUGACAGAAGAUGCACAAAGAUUUGCCAAUCAGAUGGGAAUCAAAUUGUUUGAGACUUCUGCUAAAGACAAUACUAAUGUUGAAGAAAUGUUUAUGGCAAUAACACGAGAAGUUCUUCGUACGAAAAAAGAAAGUAAGGAGAGACAAGCAACAAAGACCAACGAAACAGUCAAUUUAAGGAAAAGCACCAAACAGAAUAGGAAAAAAUGUUGUUAGCGACUUCGUUGCAUAUUAGAUAGAUUUUAAAAAUAAUAUUGUUUUUGUAUAACAGUCAAGCAGAGUAAGACAGAGAGCGUGUGUUAUUAAUGGAGUGGACAUGAAAUGCCAUAGACUCUUCGACGUUACCAAGACAACACCGUGAAUUACCAAUGAUGCAUUUCUUACUCACGUUACAAUUUUUAUUUACAUACCUUUAUGCCUAAAGGUAAAUAUGUAACAAUGGCACUUUUGGAAAAAAAUGUACCAGGGUUCAUUAAUGAAAUGCCGACUUUCGAUGCGAUAUUAUCAGUAGAGAAGAUUGGUUGUUAAAUGUUUACAAAUAUUCGAGAGGACGAAAAAAAAUUGUGUAAAAGACUCGCCUAAAUGUUUUGAGACCUAUACAAAAUUCAAGUUUAUUGAUACUUUACAAUAUGCGCUAGUUGUAAUUGUAAUUUAUAUUAAGUUGUGCUAUUUGUAAAAUGUUGUCGGGUGUUUUUUAAUAAAAAAAAAAAUAAAAAAUAAUAAGCCGAGAUUAACUAUAAAAUAUAACACAUGAAGACUUUUUCUUAUAUAUACAACGAUCAAUUACUAAUAUAAACUAAAGUCGCACAAAUUUUAUUUAUCGCAUAGUAUUGCUUAAAGUUCAUUUCUUAGCCAAAUAAUAUUAUGCCAAUUAGUUAGAUGAGCAGCGUGUAAAUACACAAACGCACAUAAACAUUUUACAAAUAGGGUGCUAUUUAUAUUAUCAGAAGGUCCAAAUAGGUAUUAAAGUAUUUUUUAAAUGAGGUUCCUGAGAUUUACUAAUAUCUUUGCUGCGACCUGUACUAAACAAAAAUUUCGAUUUUCGAUCUUUUGAGUAAAAGUUUAUUAGUGCCGACAAAACAAUGUAACUCUCGAUUAACGCAUAUCUGUGUGCACACACCUGCAAACUUCUACAAACAAAAGUUACAAAAUGUUUUUAAAAACGUAAAAGAGGACAAAAAAAAAUGCUUGUGAAAUUUGUAAACGAAUUACGUGUAUACGUGUAGUGUUCGAUAGCAGAAUUGUAAGAAUCGUUGUCUCAGUUCUUGAAACCGGGAGGAGGCAGGCAGACAAGGUCGCAUAUAUACGUAGACCGUGUCCAACCAUGACAGAAGCUGUCUGUGUUAAUCUGUGAUAAUAGUUAAAUUGCGUCUUCUGUGUAAUAAAUGCUACCUGCGUGAGCUGCAUCGCUCGGCAAAGAGUGCCGCGAAUAGAGACUUCGGGAGAACAAGUCUUUUUCCGAGAAUUCUUGAUUAAGCUAUUCUAGUUGGGUAAUAUUUCAUUGAAUUUUGUCACGGCAGGCACUUGUAAUCAAAUUUUUCUCUAUUCGAUUUUUUUCUUUUUUGUCAAAAUGCGUACUCUUAAUUCUUCUGUAAGAAGAAAGUACAUACUUCGUUAUCCGCGCCUUUAUAAUCUUUACUUUAGCUAAAGUUAAGUAGCUGUGUAAAUUGGUUUUAUUUUUACUUCAAUAUGAUAGAAAUGAAAUGGUACUGAUUGAGGUUUGAUUUUUAUUUUCCAUUUUACUUGACAUUUUAACCGUUUUGAUUAAUGUUUAUAAUUAAUGCAAAUAUUAUUAAUCAUGAAAAUUAAAUGAGAAAUAGUAAAACGAGAACUUUAACGGCGUGUUUUAGCUUAUAGGAAUUAAUAAAACUGAAUUUGAUGUAUUUAGAAAAUUAAACGUAUAUGUUGAUUUGCAUGAACAGCAACAUUUCGAAUUUCGUUUAUACGCAUACAGUUUUCAAAUUAUUAUAAAAAUUAAUCAUACAAUAUCAUUAAUUUUUAUUUAAAUAAACAUUUGUAAUUUUAACUAUAAUUUCUCGCACGGUUGAAUUAUUUUUAAUAAAAUGUUCUCAGUGAAAUAUUUAUUUUAAGAGUGCAAUGUUUAAGUGUGUUCAAGUAAGUAUAAUAGAAAACAAGAAUUUUCUGAAGAAAAAGUUCUCUGAAGCAAUGUUGUUUCUAAUUCAAUAACGACGUCUCUGCUGUUGCUUUUUACUUUAUAUACGUAUGUAUAUUAUACUAUAUAUGUAUAUACAUAUAAAAUUGACAUUUCUGAAGACGAUUAUUAGAAAGCCGAGCCCCUAAACGAUGUACAUACAUAAAUCACGAAAAAUCAAAGUGAAGUAUUUCCAUAGUCAUUUCUUAAUAAUCUCAAUUAUUGAAAAAAAAAAUCAUGGCAACAGUUCGUUUUAUACAUUAAGGACGAUUAUUGUAUAUUUACUUUUUUUAAACAACGUAAUAAUUAACCCAUGUAUGCUCUAUUUGCACAAUACAGAGAAAAUAAGACAAGAUA